Messenger RNA from Medicago truncatula (barrel medic), 627 nucleotides. RefSeq names its product protein ALTERED XYLOGLUCAN 4. The record is from RefSeq and is a predicted model, not a curated record. Bases 1 to 627 code for a protein of 208 amino acids. Gene Ontology annotation, molecular function: O-acetyltransferase activity. Gene Ontology annotation, cellular component: Golgi apparatus. NCBI's taxonomy places the organism in Eukaryota, Viridiplantae, Streptophyta, Magnoliopsida, Fabales, Fabaceae. The transcript has a single exon.
AUGUGGGCAAGGGAUAUGGAUAAAAUGGACUUGAUUGUUUUGUCAUUUGGUCAUUGGUUUUUGGACAUUCCUUCAAUUUACUAUGAAGGUGAUUCAGUUAUAGGUUGUUUUAGAUGUCAAGAAUUUAAAUUUAAUUAUAGUGAUAUUGGAUUUUAUAUUCCAAUGAGAAAGGCUUUAAGGACUACCCUUAAUAGCAUAAUUGAGAGGAAAAUGGUUAAAGGGAAUAAAAUUGAUGUGAUUGUGAGAACAUACUCACCUACUCAUUUUGAAGGUGGUUGGGAUAAGGGUGGUACUUGUUCAAAGAGAGAGCCAUAUGGAAAUGAGGAGAAGAAACUUGAAGGAAUGGAUGCUAAGAUAAGAAGUGUUGAGAUAGAGGAAGUGGAAAAUGCUAGGGCAAAAGCUAAACAAUUUGGAUUAAAUUUAGAGGUGCUUGAUAUAACAAAAUUGGCAUUGUUGAGACCAGAUGGUCAUGCUGGUGCUUAUAUGAAUCCUUUUCCAUUUGCAAAUGGAGUUCCAAAAUAUGUACAAAAUGAUUGUGUUCAUUGGUGCUUGCCAGGACCUAUAGAUACUUGGAAUGAGAUUUUGUUGGAGAUGAUGAAGAAGAAAUCUGGAUCAUCGAGGAGAUGA